GUUCAUUCGGUCUGACUCAGAGGAGGAUGACGAUGACGACGAUGAGGAUGAUGAGGAUGAUGGCUGUCUGUCGGUAGAGGAGGUUGCGCCUUACAGAUGCUCGCACCGCUGCUCACGACUAAACACAAGAAGAACUGAAAUAGUCUGCAGCCCUCAGACCAACUGCUAAGUCUUAACAUCUCCUGUCUUUCUUUGGAUGCAGAAAAAGGCAACAAUCCAAUGAUGGACGGGUUUGCGGGGGACUUGCUGAGCGACAGCUCGGUGGUGGCCCGCAUGCAGAAGAAGUUCUGGAAGACCAAGCAGGUGCUCAUCAAGGCCACGGGCAAGAAGGAGGACGAGUACGUGGUGGCGUCCGACGCCGACCUGGACGCCAAGCUGGAGUUCUUCCGCUCGGUUCAGUUCACCUGCACCGAGCUGCUGAAGGUGAUCGAGAAGUACCAGCACAGGAUUUCACGCUUGUCCCAGGAGGAGAACGAGUUUGGCAUGUUCCUGCGCUUCCAGGGCGAACAUGAUCGCACCAAGGCUGGAAACAUGAUGGACGCCACCAGCAAGGCCCUGUGCACCUCGGCCAAGCAGAGGAUGGCACUUUGCCCACCGCUACAACGUCUGUACCAGGAAGUGGAGACGUUCCGGCGACGCGCCAUCGCCGACACGCUGCUGACGGUGAGUCGUAUGGAGAAGUCCCGCACGGAGUACAGAGGAGCGCUGCUCUGGAUGAAAGACAUUUCCCAGGAGCUGGACCCGGACACCUACAAACAGCUGGAAAAGUUCCGAAAGGUCCAAGCUCAGGUCCGAGGCUCCAAGAGCCAGUUUGAGAAGCUGAAGAACGACGUGUGUCAGAAGGUGGACAUGCUGGGAGCGAGCCGCUGCAACAUGCUCUCCCACUCACUCUGCACAUACCAGACCACUCUGCUGCAUUUCUGGGAGAAGACGGCUCACACCAUGUCUGGAAUCCACGAGGCGUUCCAUGGACACGUACCGUACCAGUUCAACACACUCAAGGACCUGCGGGAUCCCCUGGAGCAGAUAACAGAGUUGGAGAAUCAGGCCAAGAAGAAGGUUCUACAGAGCAACACAGACGAUCUGGUUUCCCUGGAGGACGACAAGGCAUCAGGAAGUGCCUCUGACGCAGACUUCGCUCACAACUCUGAUGGAGGCAUCCAAACCAGAGACCGUGUGCACCGAGCCGCUCAGGACCACAGCGGAGCGGCAGCAGCCUCCAACGACGACGACCUGAUGCUCAUGACCUGUGACCUGCCACAGCUCCCGACCCUGACGGACGUCCCGCUGCAGCCCAAUCUCCUGCCUCCUCCUCAGGACGAAGACCAGGACGCGCUCUGGGGCUUCGCACGCCUCCGGUCCAGCCUCUCACAGCUGCCUGCCACCGGCUGCGGCACAGGGCCAAGACCCGAGGAGGAGGACAGCGAGAGGGGCGACAUGGCAUUCCUUAAAGAUCUGCUCAGCCCGGGUCCAGGAGCCUGCGAUGAGUUCAGCAAAGAGUGGCAGGACGCCUUCGGGAUGUUCGACCCUCCCCGAGUCCCGCCCACAGACACGGGGACAACAAGUGGCGGGCAAGUGGCGAGUCAGCCCACCCCCACCGGCUUCCUGCCCUCCCAGCUACUGGAUCACAGUCUGAGCGCCACAGGCUGGUCAACACCUCCCAUGUUCAAAGCUCCGCCCCUGCAGACUUCUGCUGAUCAGAUCCAAUCAGCUCUGUCGACUCAAAGCUCAGCCGCUGAUGCUGCUCCAGGUGGAUCCAAAGACAUGUCUGCCUGGUUCAACCUGUUUGCAGACCUGGACCCUCUCUCCAACCCAGACGCCAUUGGACGCUCGGCAGACGAGCUGCUCAAUGCCUGAAGCUCUGUGUGUGUGUGUGUGUGUGUGUGUGUGUGUGUGUGUGUGUGUGUGUGUGUGUGUGUGUGUGUGUGGGUGUGGGUGUGGGUGUGUGUGUGUGUGUGUGUGUACCAGUGUAUGAAAUCUCUCCAAGGAUCACAGAAACAUUUCAUGCCAACAAGUAAAGUAUCUCAUGAUAACAGUUAUUAUUCACACACGCAGCUGCAUUUCUGUUACAAGGAGACGUGCGACACGUGUACACCACUGAACACACACUCGUGUUGUUGUUACACUGGGAGAAGCAAACUGUCGAUGUGGAGACGACAACAAACCUCACAUGGUUUGUUACUUUUCAUCGUUUGCUUGUGCAGACAGGACGAUUGUGUUACAGGUUUAUUUACGACAGCAUUGUGUGCUUCUGUCUUUCAUUGGUGUUUACGUUGUGUUUACUGAUUAACACUGCCGUGUGUGUGUGUGUGUGUGUGUGUGUGUGUGUGUGUGUGUGUGUGUGUGUGUGUGUGUGUGUGUGUGUGUGUGUGUGUGUGUGUGUGUGUGUGUGUGUGUGUGUGUGUGUGUGUGUGUGUGUGUGUGUGUGUGUGUGUGUGUGUGUGUGCGCACGCACGCGCGCGCCCCACAAGGGACCCAGGAUAUAAAAGUAUAUUUAAUAUCUAUAAUGUAGUUGUAUGUCGUAGCACACCAUUGUCACUAAUGAAUGUUUGUACGAGAUGAGACACUCGACCGUGAGUCCACCACUCGACUGUGUUUGCACACGAGAAGCUCAAACUGCACUAAAAGAAAUCCAGACGUGUCGGAGAGGAGCUGCAGGAACGUAAACCUUCACCCAAAUUAAAAUUAUGAGCAGAAUACAUCUCCUGUAAGUGAACUACAGCGAAAUUGGCUUCAGACGCUCACGUUCCCCUCAGAUGUGCAGAUCAGCUACUGUAAGCAUCUUAACAUGCUAAAGGAAGUUUAAGUAUAUUUAUCAAUUUCCAUUAAAAAACUGACUUUUAUUUACAAUUUUAAGCCAAAAAGAGCUAAUACCAGGGCAGAGUUAGUGUAGCGUAGCUUAGCAGUCACCGUUACCUCCCAAGAAAAUCCACAACUUGACUGAAACUAUCGUCUGUGCAGCUUAACCGCUCCGUGAUACUGGAAGGUCGCUGGUCUGAAGCCACUGAUGACCUGUGACCUUUGACCUUUGGUGUCAGAUAACGGGCGCGGUGGCGAUCCUGUUACCGACCUGCGGCCCAGACUCUGUUGAGCCGAGCGUUUGAAAUCAUCUCCCGUCCCAUCGGUCGUCGACAUAUCACAAUCACGAGUCCACGGCCAAGAAACAAAAUGUGUGCUGAAACAUUUAUUAAGUAAUAAUUUUUCUCUAGGAGGAAGUGGGACAAAGGGAUGUGAUUAUUUUUAAUGGGUCAUUUUAAGUCCUGCAGAAUCUACUAUACAAAUCAUCAGGACCUGAAGCUGCAGCGAAAUGUAUUUAUUUUCAGAUUAUAUCAAUGUUCAGAUAAUUAAAGCAACACUAUUCAAUAACACUGUAAAAAAUACUGAAUAUUUUGAGCUGUGUGUUGUGUAUUUUUGAAAAUUCACAUGGAUAUUUUUUUUUUUGAAAUAUUCACACUGUAUGAAAUAUAUUUCUGAUUUACCUGAUGUGGAUUUAUGUCUCAAUGGUUAUAUUUGUUUUUUGGGGGGGUCACACUUAUGAAAGCUAAGGUGAUCAGAGUGCAUUAUGGGAGGAAUUUGUCAAGGUUUGUGGGUCAGACAAAAGCUGCAUAUUAAUAUCUGCUUGUUUUGGGGGGAGGGGAUUAACCCCGACUAUUGUUUCUUUGUUUUCGGGGUCACAGGGGAAACUACUGUCACCUCAUUUAUUAUACUUUUUACACACUUCCAAACAAUGAAUGUAUUUCUCAAAUCAAUCACAGAUACUUACUUUAAUUCAACUAUGCCUUUUUAUUUGACUGGAGGAGUUGAACAGAUGAAAACUCUGCAGUUCUGUUUCCAAUAAACUGGACAAGCAAACUAAA
Molecule: messenger RNA, 3857 nt
Organism: Scophthalmus maximus (turbot)
Lineage: Eukaryota; Metazoa; Chordata; Actinopteri; Pleuronectiformes; Scophthalmidae
Gene: ical1
Product: islet cell autoantigen 1-like
Exons: 15
Coding region: 220-1857 (545 amino acids)
Biological process (GO): regulation of transport
Cellular component (GO): Golgi apparatus
Molecular function (GO): protein domain specific binding
Source: RefSeq, a predicted model, not a curated record